AUGUCCGACCCCAAGGAAGGCUCCAAGGAAGGCGGUAGAAGCCGCUUCACCGGCUUCGUCGAUGACCUGAAGGACAAAUUCUCCGACGCCAACCUCCAGGAUGCCAAGAUAAGCCUCAUUCAUAAAAAGCAGCAAAUUGGAAAGCUCGGUAACCUGUUCAACAGAGACCAUCGUCACGACGAGGAACAUGAGCAGCGCUGUGAUGAAAAGAGGACCAAAAUCUGCCAGUCCAACCGCUUCGAAUCAUUCUUCCCGGAGCGCGAUGGGAAUAUCACAAAAUGGUAUGUCGACGGCUGUGACUACUUUUGGGCCGUUUCCGUCGCCCUCGACCAGGCUACCGAGUCCAUCUACCUUGCCGACUGGUGGUUGUCGCCCGAAGUCUUCAUGCGCCGUCCGCCGUAUCACAACCAAGAAUAUCGCUUGGAUCAGAUCCUCAAGCGCAAGGCCGAAGCCGGUGUCAAGAUCUACGUCAUGGUCUACAAGGAGGUCGAGGCAGCCUUGACGUGCAACUCGAACCACACCAAGCACGCCCUCCAGGCACUCUGCCCCAAAGGAACGCCAGGCCACGAGAACAUUCGCGUCAUGAGACACCCGGACCACAACGUCUUCGAGAAUGCCGCCGACAUGACCAUGUACUGGGCACAUCAUGAGAAGUUCAUCGUCAUCGACUAUGCCAUGGCCUUCAUCGGCGGCAUUGACCUUUGCUUCGGUCGAUGGGACGCUCGUCAGCACCCGCUAUCCGACGUGCACCCCGAAGGUGUCUCCGAGGAGAUCUGGCCAGGCCAAGACUUCAACAACAACCGCAUUAUGGACUUCCAGAAGGUGCAGGACUGGCAGCAGAAUGAGCUGAGCAAGGCCGAGUACGGACGGAUGCCGUGGCACGACGUGGCCAUGGCCGUCAUCGGGCCCUGCGUCGUCGACAUUGCCGAGCAUUUUGUGCUGCGCUGGAACUUCAUCAAGCGCGACAAGUACAAGCGCGAUGACCGAUUCGACUGGAUCGUCCUCGAGGGCCGCGAAGGGGAUGACGAGGACUUGGUCGGCGUCCAGCGCCCCAAGCAUCCCGUCGGAGACUAUGUGAAGCACCCUCUGACACCCCUGAGCACCAAGAACCUUAACAAUCGCGGCACCGUCCGCGCGCAGGUCGUCAGAUCAAGCGCCGACUGGUCCAGCGGAAUCCUCAAGGACCAGUCGAUUCAAAAUUCCUACUGCGAAGUUAUCCGCAAGGCAGAGCACUACGUCUACAUCGAAAACCAGUUCUUCAUCACCGCCACGGGUGACAAGCAAUCUCCCAUUCACAACACUAUUGGGGCCGCCAUUGUCGAUGCUGUCGUCCGAGCAAGCAGGGAAAGUCGUCGUUUCCGCGUCAUCAUUCUCAUACCAGCCGUUCCCGGCUUUGCGGGUGACCUUCGAGACAACGCGGCGUCGGGAACGAGAGCCAUUAUGGACUAUCAGUACAAGUCCAUAUGUCGCGGCGAGCAUUCUAUUUUCGGAAGGAUCAAGGCCGAAGGAAUCGACCCGUCCGAGUACAUAUUCUUCUUCAACCUGAGGUCCUACGACCGGCUGAACAAGACCCAUGCGAUUUGCGUGGCGGAAAAGAAAACUGGCAUCAGCUACCAGCAGGUUCAACGAGCCGAGGCGGAGGAAAUCAUGGCCACCGGCGUCCAUGGGCUCGAAGACGAUAGCUCCAAUGAUGAGCAUGGCAGAUUCCACGGGAAGCAGCAUGACAGCAAGCACGAGGCAAAGUCUGCUUCGCAAACUGAGGCCUCCAAGAACGCGAUGCAGGCGAAGAAACUCUUUUACGAAGCAAAGCCUGACGAGGAGGUGACGACCGUCGCCUCCGUCGCUCACUACGCCAUGAGCGGUCAAAAAUCGCUCAAGGACGAGACGUGGGACAAGAAUGCAGACCCAGAGUCUGAAAUUCGAAACUGGAUCCAGGAGGAAUUGUACAUUCACUCCAAGCUGCUGAUUGCCGAUGACCGAGUCGUAAUCUGCGGGUCCAGCAAUCUCAAUGACCGUAGCCAGCUGGGUGACCAUGACAGCGAACUCAGCAUCGUCAUGGAGGACACAAAGAGGAUACCGAGCAUGAUGGGCGGGCAACCGUUCGAGGCCGGCUACCACGCGGCAACGCUCCGACGAUUCCUCUGGCGCGAGCACUUGGGCCUCCUCCCACCGCAGGCCCUCCACGCCAAGGACGACAUCAAUGCGCAACCACCCAGCGUUCAUGCCGAGAAUAACAUCUUCGACAAGGACGACACGUACAAAUUCGUCGAGGAUCCCCUGAGCGACGAGCUGUGGGCGACUUGGACCAACCAGGCCGAUAAGAACACCAGUCUCUUCCGGCACCUGUUUCAUGCGGACCCGGAUGACCAUAUCAAAACGUUUGACGACUACGACCGGUAUCUCCCACCGAGAGGCGUCAGGUCCGGUCACAUUUACGAUCAGUUCAUGCCCCCGGAGGACGCGCGGGAGAAGCUCGAUCAGAUAAGAGGCCAUCUCGUGUGGAUGCCGAUGCGGUUCCUGGAGGAAGCCGAGAUGGCGGAACGCGGCCUUCAGAUCAACUCAUGGACGGAGAGCGUGUACACAUAG
Messenger RNA from Drechmeria coniospora, 2586 nucleotides. RefSeq names its product phospholipase PldA. The coding region runs from base 1 to 2586 and encodes 861 amino acids. The record is from RefSeq and is a predicted model, not a curated record. Lineage: Eukaryota; Fungi; Ascomycota; Sordariomycetes; Hypocreales; Ophiocordycipitaceae. Gene Ontology annotation, biological process: intracellular signal transduction; cell motility; phosphatidic acid biosynthetic process. The transcript is spliced from 4 exons. Gene Ontology annotation, molecular function: D-type glycerophospholipase activity.